Molecule: messenger RNA, 8112 nt
Organism: Schistosoma spindalis
Lineage: Eukaryota; Metazoa; Platyhelminthes; Trematoda; Strigeidida; Schistosomatidae
Source: the annotation of a GenBank genome assembly
GUCUGUUUGUUACUGUGUUUUCGUGUGUCAAGGUUGAUGCGUCGAUAGGAGUUGGGAUAUUUCUAUCUGUUAAUUUUUGUUUAGAAAAGCUCGUUUCAGAAUUUUAAGACGGUUAAUUUUGGUUUUCUCAAUAUGUUUCUGGCGUUGCUUUUUCAGAACAGAGUCUCUUAUGCUUUUUCUAAUUGUGGUUUUACCAAUCAAUCAAAUAUUCGGAAAACAAAGGUAAACAGAAUAACAAGUUAAUUUCAAGUAAGAAGUAAUUAAAAACAAAAACUUGGAAAUAUAUUUAACUCUUCGUUGUCCUUCUAUCCCUUCUAUUUUACCAAUGACUAAAAUCUGUUUACCUAACAAAUACAAACUUCAAAUAAAACAAGCUUUAGAUGGAAAUUUCAUUGUGCUUUAUCAACCUGCUCCAAAUUCAUUUAUUAUCAUACAAAAAAAUGAAGGAAUUACACAUAAUAAAAGUGAUCAUAAUAUUCAUCAAGAAAUUGAACAUCAUGAUAACUUAAAUUCUUCUAGUAUAAAUACAAAUGAUUGUCAAUCAAAAUAUCAUUCACGUCGUCAACGACGACAACGAUUUCGUGUAGUUAUUGGACCACAAUUAUGUAAUUGUCAAAAUGAAAUUAUGCAUGAAACAGGAAUGACUAUUAGGUUAACUGAACCAUGUGUUCACCUAUUGUUUGUUAUGUUGCAUGUUCUUAAAAUACCGAGUGAUGAUCCACAUUUAAUAGCGACACCUUUACCUAGUUCAAAAGCUGAAUUUUGGAUUGAAAAGUAUCGCAAUCAUCGUCAUUCAUUAGUCCAGUCCUACAAUAAAAAUAGAAGAAACUCAAAUACAUUGAAAAAUGAAGGAAAUCAAUCAGAAACACUUAAGUUUUCAGAAAAAUCAAUCAACUCUGAAAUGUCAAAUACUCGUCUAAUCAUUCCUCAGCCCAUUCGUCAUGAAAAAACAAAUAAUUUUCUUCAUUUACGUGCUAUUAUGAAUCCAAGUGCCUAUGAUUCUAGUGAAUUGUCAUCGAUCACGCAAGACAUUGUCCCUGUAUCUAGAAGAGAGACUGAAAGUGCAGGAACAUGUGACCCAAGUACUUCAUAUACAACAGCAACCUCAAGGACAAGUUCCAUUGACAGUAUAGAAAGUUGUAAAUUAGACACAUCCUGUCGAUCAAAUGACCAACAUUGCCGUCCCCGCCAUCAAACUACAUUUUCGUGCUCCUCUAAUUCGGAAACGGCCUUGUCCUGUCGACGGCCUCAAACCGCUCCUCAGCCUGAACUUCCACCCAGACUAGGUCGAACAAGAGCCAAAUUUGUCAGGCAUUCUGCUUCAUCAACAACAUUUCGUCCAGUAAGAGAUUGUAGUCCGUUAAUUCUUCGUGAAGGAUGCUUAACACCAAUUGAAUCGGAAGAGAAUAGUACCAAUAAUAGCCUGAAAUAUCGGACUCCAAUGACAUCAACAAAUAAAAAUACUACUGCUAUCACCACUACUGUUUACACAGAUAAUUAUGAUAAAUUACAGGACCCGCUAAUUACUACAACACCUGUGAUUACAAAUAAACUCAGUCACUCAACAACUACCGCAGAUUUACUUCAUGGUCCUACAUCCAGAUCAAAUUUCACUCAUGCAAGACGUUCAUCAUUUAAACCAACUACCUCAAUGAAACAAAAAUUUUUGUUUCAUAAUACUCCAAUUAAUCUACCAUUGAUCACUAAUAAUCAAACAUCCACAACUGUAAAUCACGUUAAUACUUUUAAUAGCACACUAACUAGUAAGCAACAUAUCUGUCCUCCUUCUGCACAACAACAAACAUCAGUUCAUGUAACUGGAACUGCAAUUACAUCUACAAAUAAUACUACUGUGUUAGAUGAAUCUGCUAAAAUAUGUACCUUAUGUUUACGUAAUUGUCAUGUCGAGACUACUAUUAACAGUAGUAAUCAUAAUGGGAAUAAUUUGAUUGUAGAUAGUGGUGGAGGUGGUGGCAAUAUCAAUCUAAUUGAUCCAAUAUUAGUUUGUCAAUCUAUGCUUCCAUAUUACGAUGAUGACAGUACUGAUAAUGAUAUUAAUAACGAAAAGAGAGCCACAUCUAUUUGUGGAGCUAUAUUUCAUACAAGCUGUUGUAAAAUCUGGUUAGAAGAAAUUCAGAGUGAUGGUGAUUCACCACAAUGUCCAGUAUGUGGCUGUGUAUGGAUUCAUAUCCCUAGUUUUGAUAGUCAUGUAAUAUGUGACAAACCUGAUGAUUCUGAUAAAAAUUCAAAUCAUACAAAAUGUAUUUGUUAUUUAUCCUCAUCAGAACAAAUUAAUAAUCAACAAACAGAUAAUAACAAUGGUCAACAAAUGAAAAGUAAUCAACAUGAUGAUCAACAUCAGUCCUAUCACGGAUAUCAUAAUCAAAAUAAUGAACAACAACAAAUGAAUGAAACACUCCGCUUUACAUAUCAACCAGUAAAUUUAAACGCUGAUUUAAAUUUAACGGAAAAUAUGACCGUCGUAAACACUUUGUUGCCAGAUCCACCUUUUUCUGAGUAUAACAGUUGUGUUUCUGCUUUCUCAUUGGAAAUUGCUAAUGGACUAAUUUCAUGUGAUUGGACCGUUAGACAAUAUGCAUUACAAAAAGCAACUCACUUAACAAUAAGUCAAGUAAUUCUAGCUAGACAAUGUAAUUUACUUUCAAGUCAUAAUAAUCUUGUUUGUUCAUUGAAUCACCAUGAUGGAAAUUGUGCUACACCAGCGAAAUGUCAAUUAUAUACAGGACCGGAUUGUGUGAAAGUAAUGUUUAAGUUAAUUCAGUUUCUUCUUGAUGAUCCUGUCGAUGCAAUAUUCACUGAUGCUUUGCGAGCUUUUCGUGAGUUACUUGGAUAUUUAGUUGCUUAUAAUAAAGAAACACAAACGGUACUGCAAAAAGCAAUUGGUCCAAUCCUACGUCGUCUAUUACGCUUCGUAGGUGGACAAAGUAACUUAUGGAAUCUACGUAAUCCGGAAUCAUUUUUACCGUUAGCAACUCAUCAACAAAAUGAUGAAAAUAAAACAGUUACAAAUUGUAAUCUGACAAAUAAUAAUUCAUCUUAUUUAGAUAUGAAAAAAUCUGCCAGUUGUCAAUUAAAUGUUAAAAUUGAUGAAAAUAAUCUCACAAAACCUACGAAUGAAUUAAGUAUUGUACAACCGAAAAUACCAGCUGGUGCCAACUUUCGUGAUCGUUGCAAUCUUGCGUUAGCGACACUUAUAGAACUAGCCAAAGGACAAACAGGUGCUUUAGCUAUCGGUCGAGAAGUUCACUCUGCUUCUCAAUGUUUACCUGUUAGUGGAAUACAACACAUGGUACGUUUUGUUUUAAGUUCUGCAAAGUUUCAUGCUACUCAUUUAAUCGGUCGUCUAACAGUUGUUGAUAAACUAAUUCGAAUGCAUCAAACAAGAAGAAAAUUACUAAUGCAACAACAAUCACAACGUCGUGAAUCCUUAUCAUUGUCAUCUGAUUUAAGUAUCAAGAAUAAUCCUGAUAAUAAUAGUAAUAAUAAUAAUAAUAAUAAUACUGACAUGUCAUCACCAAUGGAUAAGUCAUCAUCAGUUGUUAAAGAUGAAACAAAUUCAUCAUCAUCAUCACUAACAACACCAUUGUCAAUAACAGACCAAUCAUUAGCUAGACGACAUUUGUGCUCUACUAUAAUAUUUGCUCGACGUCAUUUAUUACCGAUUUAUCCGAAACCGGAUAAUAUGACUAUGUGUUUUCCAUAUCAUUAUCAAUUGCAAUCAACUGAUGCACAUUGUGGUGAUUUUUUAUCAGGAUUACCACCACCAUCAUCAUCAAUAUCAUCAGCGAUGAGAACGAUUAAAACUACAACAACGGAUCAACAUCAACACCAGAAUGAAUUAAAUAAUGUGGAUUAUUAUCAUUAUACACAAUAUAAAGCUAACCGAAUUGCUAGACGAGUCUUUCUCACUGCUGCCAGAGCAUUACUUACUUGGCAAAGUGAAGAAAUUUUUGAUCGUUAUGAUCCAAUUCCACCGUCUACGUUUAAUGCAAAUUCAUUUAUUGAAUCAGAAAUUAAUCGAUUGGAUGCACCACUGGCUACAUGGUUUCGAAAUCGAUUGUGUUUGCUACUUUACUCAUCAAAUGAAACAUCUAAUGUACAUGGAAUAACUAAGAAUAAUAGUUGGAACAUUUCAUUAUCAAAUCAAUUACCAACAGAUAUUAAACAAUCAUAUGCUACACCAUCUAAUACUGAUGCCCUAGCUUUAUCAUCAUACAUAACAUGUCCAGCUUAUAACAAAAACAUCGGUAAAAUAGAAAAAUCCAAUAGAAUAGACGAAGUUAAUUCUUCUAAAGAUAUUUCAAGUCAACAACAGCGAUAUGAACAACAAGGUGCUCAUAAUUCACUACAUCCACUAGAUGAAGAGUUAUCUUUUAAGAACACUUCUUUCUCUUCUAUAAAAAUACCACCAAUCCCACCACCAAGAAGAUUAGCUAUCAGUAAUUCUGAAUUAAUAAUUGAUUAUAAAAAAGAUUCCACUAGAUCUGAGAAUGAUAACAGUAUUAAUGCUCCUGCUGCUACUGUUAAUAACGGUGAUGAUGAUGAUGAUGAAAGCGAAAAUACUAAAAAGAUUAAAGCUCAAAUUUUAAAAUCAUCAUUUGCUCGAAUUGCACUGGAACCAGCGUAUGAUCUGGUUGCAUUAUCUGAAUCUGGUAACUAUAGUAGUGUAAGUGAAUUUGAAGAUGAUGACGAGGAUGAUGAUGAAAAUGAAGGGGAAGACCAACAACAGCAACAACAAAAUAAUUUAAACGAACCAAUUUAUACAGGUCGAUCACUUGGUUCCGAAGCUGAUUUACAAUGUGAACAAGUUACUGUCUUAAGAAAUGCCUUAACACGUUCUACACAUCAAUUAAAACCUUUAUUGCCAAUACCUGGUCUGUCAUUUGUCAUGAGUUCAUUUCAACAAACUAAAAAAUUACCUAAUUCAGAUGAAUAUUAUGAAUCCGUUGAUUGGAUACGUGGUCCUAUUCUAGGUCAUGGUGCAUUUUCACAGUGUUACCAAGCACGUGAUGUUAGGACUGGCCUUCUAUUAGCUGUAAAGCGUAUACGUCUUGGUCGAAAUGGUAUGUUUUCACUUUUCUCUUCAGAGAAGAACAAAGCAUAUCCAUCACAAAUACAUCAACAAAAUGACCAUAAAAAUGAACCAAAUUGUAACAAUAAUAAUGAUAAUAGCAAUGAUAAUAAUAAUGGUCAACAAAAUCCAAUUUAUCAUCGUCCAUUAUCACCGACAUCUUUAAAUCAAUUAGCUGAAGUUGAAACCGAAGUACGUAUUAUGCUCCAGUUAGAUCAUCCUAAUAUUCUACGUUUAUUUGGUGCUGUGCAUUGCGUAAAACGUGGGUUCGUUGAUUUAUUUAUUGAAUGGAUGCCAGGGGGUAGUAUAACAAGUUUAUUACAGCAAUAUGGAGCUUUUAAUGAAUCAAUUACGCUAAAUUAUGGUAUACAAUUAAUACGUGGUUUAGCCUAUUUACACAAACAUGGCAUAUUGCAUCGUGAUUUAAAAGGUGCUAAUCUUUUGAUCGAUAGUACUGGGACUGUUAUCAAAAUAUCAGAUUUUGGAGCCUCAGCUCGUUUAAGUGGUGAACAAAGUGUUGCUGGUCAAUUUCAAGGACAAGUUAUAGGUACAUUUUCAUUUAUGGCACCAGAAGUACUUCGAGGUGAAACAUAUGGUAGAGCUUGUGAUAUUUGGUCUGUUGGUUGUUGUCUAGUAGAAAUGCUUACAAGUAAACCACCAUGGCAUGAUGCUAGAUUAACAAACCGUUUUGCUCUUAUGUUCACUAUUGCUACUUCCAACUCUCCUCCUACAUAUCCGAAAGAUUUGACUACUGAUCUUAUCGCCGUUCUAGAUGCUUGUUUUGCACGUAAUCCAUCUGAUCGUCCAACAGCGAACCAACUAUUAACUUUCAAUGUAUUUGCACGCCUUAUUAGUCAACAGCAAUCAGUUACUUCAUUAGAACAAACGAAACAAGCGUUGAUAUCAUCCUCAGUACCAACAUCUAAUGCAAUAAAAACGCAUAAAAACACUGAUAAAACGUUAAAAUGUCAGAUAAACUCAAUGAAAUUCAGUACAAAGUCUUCAUUUAGCUAUCAACGUUUAUUUAAAACAUUCCAAUCAAGUAAAAUUAGCUCUACACUGAAUGAUAAAAAAGUGACAGUAGUUGAAGAAGCGGAAAAUGAAGAGAGUGAAGAUGAUGGUGAGGGUGGUGUGGGUAGUUUUGAGAGUGAUAGUAAAGCUUUAGCUACAUCUACACAUCUUAAACAUAUUCAACAUCAUUCUGAUAAACAUCGUCUUCAAAAGCAGCAUAAUCAGCAUUUCGAUGACAGUGGACUUGUGACUAGGCGAAGAAAGACAAGAAGACCAACUUUACCACCAUUAAAUUUUCAUAGAAAAUAUCAUCCGCAUACACCUGUUGUCUUCUCAUCCUUCAAAUGAUGAUAGAUCACACCAUUUUAAGUUAUCAUGUAAAUAUUUAAAUUGUCAGAAAUGUAGUUUGUGGGCAUAGAAGCAUGUAUAUCCAAGACAUAAGUUGUUUUUUUAAACAUUUAUUAUAGGUAUUUUCUCUUCUGAAAUAUAUCAUUAAAUUUAUUUAAGUCUUUUAUUUCUAUUCUAAAAUGAAUUGUAAUUUUUAUAUUAACGGUUCACAGUUUUAAAUGUUGUAUAAAUUGGUUGUUGGUAUGGUAUUUCUAAAAAAUAAACAAAACAAAACAAAAAAAAAGAGAGAGAGAGAGGGAAUUUUCUCAGCUUUAUUUACAUUAUUCUUUUGUCUACUACUGAUAAUAGAAAGAAAGAAAAACAGAAACGUUCUUUUCUAUCAUUGUUGUUCAUAUAAUAAUAUGGAUUUUUUUAAUUUUAUUUAUUCAAUGAUCAUUACUAUUAGUAGGAUUAUUCCAUUACUGUUGUUAAUUAUUAAUUGAAUCGUAUAAUUUGUAUUAUUUAUCAUUAUUAUUAUUAUUAUUAAUGAAUGAAUGAAUGAAUGAAUGAAGGAUGGAACUCGACAUAUUUGUAAAUCUUUCAUUUUAUAAUUAUGUAUAAAUGAUAUGAGAGAUACAUAUUUCUUUACUUAAAUAACAUUCUUAUUUAUCCCAGUUGAUUCAUUUUAUUUACUUCAGUAGUUAUAUAUGGUUUAUUCAUUAAUCUUCCAUUAAUGAUAAUUGAUUUGAUUCAUUGAAAAGAGAAGAAAAGAAAAAAAAAGACAAACAGUAGUAUUCUAGGUGUACUUUACUGAUAGUGAAAAGACAAAAAAGAGAAGAAAAUAGUUCAAUCAAGCAAGUAUUUCUUUGAAAUAUUAUUAUUAUUAUUUUUAAUUAUGACUAUUGUUUAUACUUAGGUUAUUUAUCACUGAUUACAAAGGGAACUUGUCUAAAAAUAAUGAUUGUCUUUUUCUUCAUCUCUUUAUGUUCUUCCUCUUCAAGUUAUAUUCUAUCAAUCUGGGUUGUUUACUAUGAGAAGAAAAAACAAUUUGAUUUUUCUCACGAAAUUUGUAUUCUAUUGAUUGAUUGAUUGAUUGAUUUUUGUUUUAAUCGUCAAAUAUGUUUUACAAUGUAAAUGUGGUGAAAUAAUCAUCAUCCUUUAUCAUCGUUUUACAGAAAUACGUUUCUUUGUUUUCUAUCAAUUUACUUUUUUUGCUCAUAUUGAUAUUAUGGUUUUUUAAUGGUUGCUGUUAUAUAUUAUCGUUGUAUUAUUAUUAUUAAGACAAUCAAACUGAGUCAAAAUUUUUCUCGUUAGCAAUAUAUUACUAUUACUACUACUAAUUACUAUUAAUGGAAAUAACUAGGAUGUUUUUCUACUAUAUACACAAACCAACCGUAAUACUCAUUACAAUAUUUGUGAUAAUCAGUUAUAAUUGAAUGUUUUUAUUCACAUUAGGAUUCUGAUAUUGCAUUGUUUUUUUGUUUGUUUAUUAUGUUUGUUUUUUUAAGAAAAAUAUUUCUCUUUCAACUUAUGACACCUUUAUCACAGACAGAUACAUCACUUUGUACAAUCAACAUUCUUUUUCUUUUGUAUUUAGUUAUUUAUUAGAUUGUUUUAAUAAAUAUUUUCUCAGAAAAGGAAAAAAUAAUAAUACAAGAAUACACACAAUGAUUUAUAUCAUA